Molecule: messenger RNA, 1667 nt
Organism: Pyricularia oryzae 70-15
Lineage: Eukaryota; Fungi; Ascomycota; Sordariomycetes; Magnaporthales; Pyriculariaceae
Exons: 1
Coding region: 97-1281 (394 amino acids)
Molecular function (GO): intramolecular lyase activity
Source: RefSeq, a predicted model, not a curated record
GUCUGCGCCUCAUACGAUGCAAAAAUGUCAACCCAAAAUCAGCUCCGAGCUCAAUUCCAUCCUGAGCAGCAAUUUCCACUUUGAAGAGGUUGCAUCAUGCUGCGCCAACCAGCCUCACGCUGCCUGCGGGCGCUGCCGCGACGCCAGCAAUUACCGCAAAGCCGGACCAUUUUCUCCCGCCGGAGCAGAGCUUCCCCUGGCCGCGCUAGGGAGGAACUCAACGUGCAGCGCCUUGCCCAGGAGAGCCAUGAGUACAAUCAGAUGCGCCGGACCUUCCUGACCGCAGGUGCUGUAGCCGGUAUCAUAUCGUUCAUCUACACGGCCUACAAGCUCAAGUUGGCCAUCGACAACAAACCGGCGAAGCUCGAUUCGACACUUCCUCCCAGCGACCCCCUCCUCGAUGGCAGUAACAGAAAGGUCGUCUUGCACGACGACCAGGGUCGUGAGCUCGUGCCGACGGGCAACAAAACCGUCGAGUUCUUCCCAAGGACGAUAGAUCUGCCAACUGUAUCCGAGAACAGGGCAUCAUCGGCGCCUUCCGAUCCGCUCGCCCCUCCGAUUGUGGUAAAUCCUUCCACCCAGCAGACGACCGAGUACACCCUCGUCGGCCUGGGCACACGCUCCGUAACAUUUAUCGGGAUCAAUGUCUAUGUCGUGGGCUUCUACAUCGCGACAGCCGACAUUGCCGCCCUGCAGUCCCGGCUCGUCAAGCGCGUGAACCCGAUUGCGACGACCCUUGUGGCCGGCGAGAAGGGCGACUUGCACAAGUCCCUCCUCGACCCCGUCGAGGGCGAAGCCAUUUGGAACGAGCUCCUGCGUGACGGCAUCCCCGCCCGCUCCGCCUUCCGCAUCCUACCGGUGCGCGACACAGACUUCCACCACCUGCGCGAUGGUUUCGUGCGCGCCAUCCAGGCCAGGUCCGACAAACUUGUGGAUGAGGCUGGCAGCAACGCCGGUGGUGAUCUGGUCAAGGCGGACAAGGACGCCUUUGGCGAGUCGAUGCGCGCCUUCCGUCAGCUCUUUAACCGUGGCAAGGUACCCAAGUCAAAGGAGUUGCUGCUGACGCGCGAGGACGGCGGCAGGCUGAGGGUGGUGUAUGAUGAUGGCAAGAGCAGAGAGGUCAUUGGGACCGUGGACGACGAGCGAGUCUCGCGUGCCUUGUGGCUCAACUACCUGGCUGGCAAGAAUGUGGCCAGCGAACCGGCGAGGAAGAGCAUUGCCGAUGGCGUCCUGGAAUUUGUCGAAAGACCGGUAGGCACUGUUGCCGCCCAGGUUUUGUAACUACCAUUUGUACAGGAGUAGAAUGGCACAGCAAGUGCAUGUAAAACAUUACCAGGAUCUUUUCAGGCACAGAAAGGGGGCGGCAAGAUCUUGGACACAUCCACUUCGAUAAAAUAUCUUCAGUGUAUGAGUUGGUCAAGACAAGAUUCGCGACGUUGAGAUGCGGAGAAUUUACUCGAUGUUAACGUUGCAAGGUUUGAAAAAACAAGAGCAUGCUGUAGUUGAACACACAAGUAUGAUUAGGUAUGUUUAUUGUGGUUAUUGUGACUAUAGAUCUAUAUUCCUGCGCAGUUCACAGCGACGAACUACCCGCACGCUUGCUCCUAUCGCCGGUAACAGUCUCAGCCUCUAUGCUUAUGGGUAACACAACAUCUGAAAUGUGUGCU